GCGUCACUGUGGCGUUAGAUAGGAGUCCGCUGCCGCUCCUGCCGGUAUGGGCUCGUCUCGCUGCUGCGCUUCGGGCCGGGAGUCGGGACAUAUUCCUUAUCGGUAUUUGUUGCUGAGAGGGAGCUGAUAGGUACGCCGCCCGGGGAUGGCGGAGGCCGGGGCUUCUGCGGCCGAAGCGGUGGCUGAAACAAACCGAGUCGGCGCCGGAGAGGCCGAGCUCCAGAGCCCCGGCUGGAGCGAGUCUCAGUUACGUUCAUACCAGUUCCAGACCCGUCAGAUUCCCCGGUUACAGCACUCCGAUCCCAGGGCAGAAGAGUUAAUCGAUAACGAGGACAUUAGUGUCUGCAAACAAGAUCGGUACAGUGGAACUCUCAUCCCCAGCGUUAAUCGCAGCUUAGAUACAUUGCAGAGAUUUAGUAGAUUCUAUAUCCAAGAGCACUUCCACCCCAUCUGUUCUAAAAAGGAGCCAGUGAUUCUGACUGAUACAAACCUGGUGCACCCAGCUCUAAAGUGGAACUUGGAUUAUCUGAAGGAAAACAUUGGAAAUGGGGACUUCUCUGUGUACAGUGCCAACAGCCACAAGUUUCUCUAUUACGAUGAGAAGAAAAUAGUUAACUUUAAGACGUUUAAGCCAAAGUCCAUUAGACAAGAGAUGAAGUUUCCAGAGUUUGUAGAAAAGCUCAGAGACAUAGAACAGAGAGAGGGUGAAGAGAGGUUAUAUCUACAGCAGACUCUGAAUGAUACCGUUGGCCGGAAAAUUGUGGUGGAUUUUUUGGGUUUUAACUGGAAUUGGAUUAAUAAGCAACAGGCAAAGCAUGGCUGGGGCCAGCUGACUUCCAACUUACUGUUGAUCGGCAUGGAAGGGAACGUGACUCCGGCACAUUAUGACGAGCAGCAAAAUUUCUUUGCCCAGAUUAAGGGAUACAAACGUUGUAUCCUCUUUCCACCCGAACAGUUUGAAUGCCUUUAUCCUUAUCCUGUUCAUCAUCCCUGUGACAGACAGAGCCAGGUGGACUUUGAUAACCCUGAUCUAGAACGGUUUCCUAAUUUCAGGAACGUGGUUGGCUAUGAGACCGUGGUGGGUCCUGGUGAUGUUCUUUAUAUUCCAAUGUACUGGUGGCACCACAUUGAGUCGCUGCUGGAUGGAGGGACAACAAUUACAGUUAAUUUCUGGUACAAGGGUGCACCAACUCCAAAAAGAAUAGAAUACCCUCUGAAGGCACAUCAAAAGGUGGCGAUAAUGAGAAAUAUUGAAAAGAUGCUCGGAGAAGCCCUUGGAAACCCACAGGAGGUUGGUCCUUUGUUAAACACGAUGAUAACUGGACGAUACAACUAAAGAUGGCUUUAAUGAGCAGUGACAAUGUGUGUGUGAGACUGCAGUUGCUUUCUCGAUUCACUUGUGAAAUGACUGACAAGAAAUACAGAAGAUCGGAAGCGCUUAUUUGGCCAACUUAUCUAAAACAAUUGGUUUACACCACUCACUACUGUGUUGAUCUAUAUAUAUAUAUAUAUAUAUAUAUAUAUAUAUAUAUAUAUAUAUAUAUAUAUAUAUAUAUAUAUAUAUAUAUGUGUUUUGUAAUAUAUAUUUUUUUAUUUUUGAAUUUUUUUCUGGUUACUGAAGAGAUAGGGAGGAAAAUGAUAUCAACAAAACAAUGCAACGCCUAAUAUUCUACUUUGCACUCCAUACAGACUGGACUUGAGGGCUCCUCAUCACCCACCGUGUCUACAUGCAAAAUGUGUUUACUGCAUCUAUUCACUCCAUCAAGUACAGUAUCCAUGAUAAACUUGUUUUGCGUUAAUCAAGACAAUCACAUGGAUUCCCUUUAUAAUGAUGACGUGUCCAGUUCUGUGUUUAUAAAAUUGUCCAUAAAUAUGAACUUUUCUGUUUUCAAAAUAUAACUUAUGCCAUAAAAACAGCUUGAAAAAUAAACAGUUAUAUAACAAAAGAAAAACAAAA
This is a messenger RNA of Pseudophryne corroboree (corroboree frog), 1957 nucleotides long. It is a transcript of the gene HIF1AN, whose product is annotated as hypoxia inducible factor 1 subunit alpha inhibitor. Gene Ontology annotation, molecular function: peptidyl-histidine dioxygenase activity; [protein]-asparagine 3-dioxygenase activity; ankyrin repeat binding. The transcript is spliced from 10 exons. Lineage: Eukaryota; Metazoa; Chordata; Amphibia; Anura; Myobatrachidae. The record is from RefSeq and is a predicted model, not a curated record. Bases 146 to 1336 code for a protein of 396 amino acids. Gene Ontology annotation, biological process: negative regulation of Notch signaling pathway. Gene Ontology annotation, cellular component: cytoplasm; nucleus.